CGGUAGAAGGAGUUCAACAGAUUCAAAAUUACCAAUCCUUCAUCUUUUCUCUAAAGCAACAAUGGGCUUGUUUUCGUCGUCAGAGCCCCCCUUGACCGAGGCUAAUCUUAGUGACCAAAGUGGCAAGACAUUCCUUGUGACUGGUGCUACCUCAGGAUAUGGCAUGCACCUAGCAACCAUUCUCUAUCAACAUGGUGGUAAAGUAUAUCUUGCUGCUCGCAAUGCCUCCAGAGCGCAAAGCGUAAUCGACGAUAUCAUGGCACGCUAUCCUGAAUCUAAAGGGCAAAUUGUCUACUUACAUCUCGAUCUCGGUGAUCUAUCGACUAUCAAAAAGUCAACCGAGGAGUUCCUGGCGAAGGAAUCCAAGCUCCACGUUCUCUGGAAUAAUGCCGGCGUGAUGAUCCCUCCACAAGGAUCCACAACGGCUCAGGGCUAUGAGCUUCAGCUUGGCACGAAUGUUCUCGGCCCAUUUCUUUUUACCAAACUGCUCUAUCCAGCUCUUGCCAGAGCUGCAGCAGACUCUCCUCCGGACUCAGUCCGCGUGGUAUGGUUAUCCUCUUCGGCAGUGAGGAUGGCCCCUAACCCGGCGAUUGAUUUCUCGAAUAUGGACUACCACAAGGACGAGGGAGCGUGGACAAAAUACGCGAGAAGCAAAGCCGCGAAUGUCCUGCUAGCCGUGGAGUUUGCGCGGCGCUCUGAGAGGGACGGUGUCGGCAGCAUCACACUCGAUCCAGGCACUGCAAUGACCGACCUACAGAGAACAAUGCCAUGCUGGCAACAAGCUGCCGUUAAACUAGUUGCACAACAACCAGAAGUGGGCGCUUAUACCGAGCUGUAUGCCGGUCUUCAGCCUGAUAUCGAAUCCGUUAAGUCUGGAAAAUGGAUUGUCCCUCCGGGAAAGGUGGUAGCAGGUCGCAAAGACCUCUUUGAUCCAGAGUUGUGUGAGAAGUUUUGGAAAUGGAAUGAGGAGCAGGUCCAGUCGUACUUGUGA
Aspergillus caelatus is the source of this 991-nucleotide messenger RNA. RefSeq lists its product as uncharacterized. The transcript is spliced from 5 exons. The record is from RefSeq and is a predicted model, not a curated record. NCBI's taxonomy places the organism in Eukaryota, Fungi, Ascomycota, Eurotiomycetes, Eurotiales, Aspergillaceae. Bases 62 to 991 code for a protein of 309 amino acids.